Chelonia mydas (Green sea turtle) is the source of this 3817-nucleotide messenger RNA. RefSeq names its product 5-hydroxytryptamine receptor 1A (gene HTR1A). Gene Ontology annotation, molecular function: G protein-coupled serotonin receptor activity. Lineage: Eukaryota; Metazoa; Chordata; Testudines; Cheloniidae. The record is from RefSeq and is a predicted model, not a curated record. Gene Ontology annotation, biological process: regulation of hormone secretion; regulation of vasoconstriction; adenylate cyclase-activating adrenergic receptor signaling pathway. Gene Ontology annotation, cellular component: plasma membrane. The coding region runs from base 538 to 1773 and encodes 411 amino acids. The transcript has a single exon.
GCGGUUGAUGAAAGGGGCCGGAGCACAAUGGCAGCCCGGCAGCCAGAGCCACCCCAGAGGAGAGGGGGCGGGGGAAGAGAGCGAAAGCAGGGACAGGGGCGGGGGGAGAGGGAGAGCAGAUCAAACAGGGAGCGAGCGGGAGGGGAGCGGAGGGGGAGCAGGAGCAGCCAGGGGCACAGCGCGAGACAGAGGGAGUGAAGGGGAGAAGCCGCCAGCCCCUCGGAGCCCGGCGGGUUCCUGCGGGGAGAGGAGGGCCGGGGCCGCCGGGCGCUCAGCCGCACUUCGCCCCGGAGAUCGGCCCGGACAGGCACCGCCACUCUGCGCCGCCUGACGUCGUGUGAACCGCGCGCUCCUGGAUGCCGGCAGCCGCUCCCGCCCAUGGCUCUCCGGCGUGGCCAGGCGCACUGGCGGCGCGGCGCGCCCGGGGGCCCGAGGCGAUGACUCGCGGCAGGAGAGCGGAGCACUCGCCACCUGCCCGCCGGAGCGCGGAGGAGUGACCGCGCCGCGCUCUGCCCAUGAGCUCCUAGCUGCCCCGGCAUGGAUGUGGCCAACAACACUACCUCCCCCACCGACCCGUCCUCCGCGAGGGGCCCGGGCGCCGCGGUGACCCUCAGCUACCAGCUCCUCACCUCCCUCUUCCUGGGCGCCCUCAUCCUCUGCGCCCUGCUGGGCAACGCCUGUGUGAUCGCGGCCAUAGCCCUGGAGCGCUCCCUGCAGAACGUGGCCAACUAUCUCAUCGGCUCCCUGGCCGUCACCGACCUGAUGGUCUCGGUGCUGGUGCUCCCCAUGGCCGCCCUCUACCAGGUGCUGAACAAGUGGACGCUGGGGCAGGUCACCUGCGAUAUCUUCAUCUCCCUGGACGUGCUGUGCUGCACCUCCUCCAUCCUCCACCUGUGCGCCAUCGCCCUGGACAGGUACUGGGCCAUCACCGACCCCAUCGACUAUGUCAACAAGCGGACUCCCAGGCGAGCGGCUGUGCUCAUCAGCCUGACCUGGCUCAUCGGCUUCUUGAUAUCCAUCCCGCCCAUGCUGGGCUGGCGGACGCCCGAGGACAGGUCGGACCCCGACGCCUGCACCAUCAGCAAGGAUCACGGCUACACCAUCUACUCCACCUUCGGCGCCUUCUACAUCCCCCUGCUGCUGAUGCUGGUGCUCUACGGGCGGAUCUUCAGGGCGGCCCGGUUCCGGAUCCGCAAGACCGUCAAGAAAGCGGAGAAGAAGAAGAUCGCGGACACCUGCCUGACGGUCUCCCCGGCCACCCUGCAGAAGAAAAGCAACGGGGAGCCCAGCAAGAGCUGGAAGCGGACGGUGGAGCCCAAGCCCAGCGCGUGUGUCAACGGGGCCGUGAGACACGGGGAGGAGGGAGCCGCUCUGGAGGUCAUCGAGGUCCAGCACUAUCACAACUCCUCCAAAACUCACCUGCCCCUGCCCAGCGAGCCCUGCAGCACCCCGCUGGCCCCAUCCUUCGAGAAGAAGAACGAGAGGAGCACCGAGGCCAAGAGGAAGAUGGCUCUGGCCAGGGAAAGGAAAACGGUCAAAACCCUGGGCAUCAUCAUGGGCACGUUCAUCCUCUGCUGGCUGCCCUUCUUCAUCGUGGCCCUGGUCUUGCCCUUUUGUGACAGUGAGUGCUACAUGCCGGACUGGCUGGGGGCAGUCAUCAACUGGCUGGGCUAUUCCAACUCCCUCCUCAACCCCGUCAUCUACGCCUAUUUCAACAAAGAUUUCCAAAGUGCUUUUAAGAAAAUUAUCAAGUGCAAGUUUUGCAGGCAGUGAAGGACACUCCCUUCUCGGGGGCUCCCUGCGGUUGCUUCAUCAAACUCCACAUCUCUUCUGCUACUACACUGUCUGUUUGUUGCCCUCCACCCCCACCGGUGACCACUCUCCCCAGGACUGCGGCAGGGGCAGCUCCACUUUACCGCGCAGCACCGGAGUGUCUCCUCCUCGUUACAGCGCUCAGCGUGCUGCAAAUCCAAGUAGUUCAGACUCCGGUGCAGCGUCUGCCAUUGUUCCACGGGGAGACAAUGCCGCUCCGGAUUCCAAUCCCUCGCCUCCCAAAGCGUCACAAACUGAGUCAGCCCCUUUCUGAACUACUGCAAAUUUACCACUUGCAAUUCAGCGCUUUGGAAAACGGACUGGCACGUGUUCCCCAGCUAACCUGAGCGCCGUCUGCUCCUCUGAGUUUACACAGUACUCAGACCGUUUAAUAAAAAGAAAAGGAGUACUUGUGGCACCUCAGAGACUAACCAAUUUAAUGACCGUUUAAUGACACCCUAUUUCGCCACUUGUAUUUAUUUUGGGUAGACCUUGGGUUUGCAGAUCGUUGCUUGUGGUCCCUGUUAACCACCUUGUCUGCUCGAGUAGCAUCGGUUAAAUAAACCAUCCUAUGCAUAAAACCUUCUUGUCUUUUUUUCUUGGAUUAAAAGAAGAUUGCAGAGCGCUCUGAGUCUAACCUAGAUCUGGUCGAGUAAGUACGAGUUUGAAGCAGUUCUUUCCACAGUGGAGGAAGGGGCUUAAAAAGUUACGUCGCUGGCAGCGAGAUGGAAAAGUGAAUUUCGUUUUGGGGGGAAAACAUAAUUUUAUAACCUUUCAAGGUACUUCCUAUCUCAUUACUAACUGAUAUGUCUGUAUCAUGUAUUUAUAAUAGCCCGCUACCUUUCAGUGCAUGGGAGUUACGUUGUUUACAUGAGAGAGAUUUUGCUAAACAUGAAGUCAUUACAAUUCACCUAAUUAUAAACAGAUUUUUAAAAAACAGCCUAAUCGAACGAGGAUUUCUCAUUAAGAAAGCACACGGAACCCAUCUGCGUGACUAUCAAGCGCAAAUACAUAUAUUGUUUAAAAAUUCUUGAAAAUAAGACGCAAGUUUUCAUUUUGAAAAGCACCUUAAAAGUAUGACUAGGAAUCACACUGCUCGUUUGGGAAACAAGUAGCCUUUUACUGAAGUUUGAAACGAUUUGCUAGGUGCUGCUUUCUCUCUCUUGCCCUCUCUCCCCUCCUCCCCAGCUAAACCAGGGUAAUCACAUUUUGAUGCUGUGCGGUGAAAAGGGCAAUAAAUCAAUGAGUCUCUCUCCCGGCACAGGUGAUUAGCUACGGCAUUGUUGCUGAACAAACACUCACACUAUAGCAGGGAAUACAGAGAGUGUAGUACUAGUCACACUUCACUUGCAAAGUGUGGAAAAGUAAACAAAUACUGUCAGCUCUGACUUCUUGGCAGUUCAACAAAACUUUCCUGAAUACUUGGCCCAAUGCCAAUUUCCUCCUUUUAAACAAAACCCCCCACCUCUGACUCAAGAAAGUUGCAGAGGAGGGUUUUUUUAACAAUACUUUGCUUUUGAUGAGAGUGAAGAAAUAAGCUGAUUUGUACUGAAAGGUAUCACUAACAGCUCUUUCUAAAGUCAGAAAUUGGGGUAGCUAAAACUGUGAUUUCAACUGAAUUGCCAGAAUGUCUAUUUUGUAUAGUGCCUCUUAGUUUCACACAGGGUAUGCAUCGUGAUCUGUUAUUCUGUUCAGAUCUGACAGGGUUGCAUAUUAUUUUGCACUAUUAAACGGAUUGAAUUCUUUGUAUUUGGGAAGGUAGUUUGAGAUCGAAUGCUUGAGCCAAAAAUACAUAUUUUUCUUCUUUAGUUUGUCAUAAUCUGUACUACCUAUAGGUAAAUGGGAAUGUUAAUUCUGUGCUUCACGUGAAUGUAAAUGUCAAGUCGUUUAUGAAUUUAAACAGCUUCCAAAGUUAAAUGAUAGCAAUGCUUUGAAUAUGUUCAGAUAGUCUAAUUUCUGAUAAGAAAAUUUAUUUGACCGCAUUUUCUCAAUUAAAGUGAACUUU